GGAGAAUGUAAAAGAAGGACAUUGAGUUCAACAUCGAGGUAAACGAAGAUGAAGAAAAAUAAAUUUGGUGCUACAUCUCCACCAUUCACUGAUUACUUGAAAAAAAUUUUGAGAAGGUACCCAGAUGGAGGACACAUAUUGAAGGAGCUGAUACAGAAUGCAGAUGAUGCAAGAGCUUCACGUGUGGUGUUUAUUCAUGAUGAGACGCAUUAUGGGACUCAGAGCCUGUGGACUGAAGAGCUCGGAAAGUAUCAAGGACCUGCUCUCUAUGCCUUCAAUGAUGCAGCCUUCACAGAGGAAGACUGGAAGGGAAUUCAGAGAGCUGGCAGAAGCAUCAAGCAGGAUGACCCAACAACAGUUGGGAAAUUUGGGAUCGGCUUCAACUCUGUCUAUCACAUUACAGAUUUGCCAUGUGUAUUCAGUUCUGAACACCUUGCCAUUUUUGACCCACAAGAGAAGAUGUUUGGAGAUGAUGAAAAAGGCUAUCGAUGGUCUUUGAAUGACGAGGAGGAUAGAAAGAUCCUUCUGAAGUUGACAGAUCAGUUUCAGCCCUUUCAAAAUGUUGUCAGUAAACUCAGUCAACAGUCUCAAGUCAACAGUUGUUCCUGGGAGAAGGUCAUCAGCGAGGAGCAAUACUUCAAAGGAACGCUUUUCCGUUUCCCUCUGCGUAAUGAGCCUUCUGAGAUCUCCGAUAACUUGUAUGACUCCAAAAAAGUUACACAGCUUUUUGACAGUUUCAUUGCUGAUGCAGACAUCAGUCUUCUUUUCCUGAGAAAUGUGUCAUCCAUUACUUUGCUGCAUAUUGACACCAAUGGCUGCAACAAUAGGUUAAAAGUUUCAGUGUCGAAUCAAUUUGACACUGACCUUUUUCAUGACAAGCAGGAAUUAUUUGACAGAAAAACUUGUUUCAAAACAGCAUCACAUAUUUCCCAUCAAAAGGAAGAAACAAGGUCCCAGUGGCUUGUGACAACUUGCCUUCUGAAACAUGGAUAUAAACCAGAGAUUGACUCUCUAGCCAGUAAGCUGAGCUUCUACCCUCAAGUUGAUGCAGCUUUUCGAAUAGAUGACGACAGAUCACUUUGCAGUGGGCGACUAAGUUGCUUUCUGACACUUCCAAAUAAUGAAUCAAAUAAAACUGGGCUUCCCAUUCACAUCAAUGCUUGCUUUGGCCUGACAGAUGAUCGGAGGUUCAUUAAGUGGCAAGAGGAGGAUCAGAAGAAUGAUGAGUCUGCAAAGUGGAAUGAGCUACUUGUAAAAGAUGUUCUUCCUCAUGUGUAUCUUAUGAUGAUCCUGGAUGCCAUUCAGUUAUCCAAAAACUCAACCCUGUCUGCUGCCACUGUGUACAAUCUUUGGCCUGACCUAUCCAAGACUGUACAUAAAGACAGAUGGCAUGAAGUUGCAACAGACACUCUGAAGGGUCUAAUUGAGUACAAGAUCUUUCACCUUGCCGAAGAUGAGAAAAUCUGGGUGUCUCCCUCAGAUGCAGUUUUUCCAGUCAACAAUAUAUGUCGUGCAAAAAUGUCUGCAAUAUCAAGAUUACUGAUUGCUGAAGGAGAGAACCUGGUCACACUCCCAGAACAUGUUUUGAAAGAUGUUCAAGAAAUCUUCCCUGAAAGUGAUACCUUGACAUGGGUGACUCCGUCUUAUGUUAGAGAUGUCCUUCACAGAAGUGAGACUGAAAACCUCAGUAAAGAUGACAAGUACUCUCUUCUUGAAUUUGCUCUCAGUGAUGAGAAGUACACAGAACUACAAGGCCUUAAGCUUCUGCCUCUCAGUGAUGGAACCUUCACUUCAUUUAGCAAAGGAACCCAGGACACUGUUUUGAUCGACAAUGAGAAGUUUCCAAGAACAUUGCUGCCAUUUUGUAAAGAAAGGUUUUUACCAAAUGAUCUGAGCCAUUUUUGCACUAAGAAACUGAGGGAACUAGCAACAAAGAGCACAUUCAACAUAAUCAAUUUGGAUGCAAAUCAUGUUGUUGCACUCACCAAGAAGCUCUUACCUAUGGAUUGGAAGGAAUUCCAAGGUCAUGUGACAUGGAAAACAGCAGAAAAUCAUCAUCCACCAAAGAGCUGGCUGGCUGAAUUCUGGAAGUUUCUUAGCACUGAAUGGAAUGAGUUAAACAGCUUUAUUGACAUUCCUUUAAUACCACUGGAGCCACUACACAGUUCAGGCGAUUCUAUAUUGUUAGCAAAGUUGCAGAGUAACACAACUUUGAUUUUUCAGAGUAGCACAGCGUCUAGCUUGUCAGAUCAUGUUCAGAAAGUGUUAAGGAUGGUGGGGUGUACAGUCAUAAAAAGAGAUGAGUGUCUUAAACAUCAUGACAUUGAGAGGUAUGUUCUUCCAGCUUCACCAAGAAGUGUCCUACAAGUCUUUGUGAACUCACACCGAGAUCAGGUCAUCAAAGGCAUUGCCUCUGCUUCAUCACAGGAAAUAGAGGAGUUGAAAAUGUACCUCUCUUCUUUGGAUUCUCUCUCAAAUGCUGAAAAGAACUUGCUUUCCAUGUUGCCAAUCUUCAGAAUGAUGUCUGGGAAAUAUGUUACAGUUAAAUCAAAGCAAGCAUUUGUUUCAACCACCAAUCCAGCCAUUCCAAAUAAUCUGCCAAUGCCUGAGACCAUUGUACAGUGUGCAAAUGAAGCUGAGUGCAGACUUCUGACUCUUCUGAAUAUUGAACUCUUAGAUGCAGCUAGGGUGGCUGUUCGUUUGGUUGACUGCAUUGAGACAGCCUCUUUCCAAAAAAGUGAUAAACAGACAGUAAUGACCUGGAUAUUGAAUAAUGGUAGCAUUCUACUCUCACAAAGUGAGCAGCUGCUCAUGAAAACCAAAAGUCUCAAAUUUAUUGAGACAACUCAGGGAGAUCACAAACAAGCUUCAGAUGUUUUUGAUCCAAGAAACGGGACAUUUCUGGAUCUUUUUGAGGCAGAUUUCUUUCCCCCACCUUUUUACACAAAGACCCAAGAAAUGCUUCAGAGUUUGCAACGCCUUGGCCUGAAGACAGAGCAAAAAGAAAUAUCAACAGCAGAAAUACUCCAAGUCAUAAAUCAUAUCGAAAAGCUUUGUGACCACUCACCAGAUAAGGCAAUCAAAAAAGCACAUACUCUUGUUCGAGUCCUGAAUGAGAAUGAUUUCCUUUCAAAAUUCACCAAGGGGCAGAUAGAAGAGCUGAAGCAAAGACAGUGGGUUCCCUGUGAAAAGCCAAAGUUCUUGAAUGGAAGCAUUUGUAACGAUCCUAAGAGAGGUCUCUUUAAGCCAGCUGAAGUAAGGGAUUCAAAGUAUUCUUCAAUUGUUGGAUAUGCAAUGCCACUUACAUCUGAGCUAACAGAACAUGUCUGCAAAAAUCUUGGACUUUAUGAGCCCCCUCCUGCUGAAAAAGUCUUGGAGAACCUCACUGCACUGAGAUCAAUGGUCAACCCAAAUUCAGAUUUUCAGUUUAAACACAAGCUGCAUGAUAUUUACAAAUUCAUGCAAAACAACAUGAGAAAUUUCACAAAUUUAUUGGACACAAAAAGCAUCCCCUGGAUAUGGAAUAAAAGUGAGUUUGUCUGUCCAGGAGAUAUAGUUUUAGCCUAUCCACCUGAAUUGGAUCUAAGCCCCUACAUUAAGAAAGUGCCUAAAGAAUUUUUGCAAUUUGAAAAUCUACUAACAAAAUUUGGUGUGAAGAAAACACUGUCCGAUGAGGAGAUUGAAGACAUACUCUGUGACAUAAAACAAAGAAUUGACUGCAGGUGUCCUCCUUAUGGAAAAAAGACAGAACUUAAAGUGUCAAUUGCCAUUCUUGAUUGGAUGCGAAAGAAUGAGAAGCUUUUAAAAGACAGUACCCCUGUGCCUGUUAUGGCACAAAAUCAAAACUUUACUCUGCAGUCUUUGUCAAAAACAGUCUUCUGUGACAUCAGUGCCGAAAGACUUGAUGACCUGAAACAAGACAAAGAGGAGAUCUAUGCCAUUCAUGAAGAAGUUCUGCCCACCACUGCAAGAUGGUUGAAAGUCCCAUUAUUAAGUACUCGCAUCUUACAAGCAGACGUAAAAUCAUUUGGAACACAACAGUGUGGGCAAUUUGAACCAAUUACUCUAAGAAUUAAAAACAUUCUUAAAGAGUAUGAUGAAGAAAGUGACAUUUUCAAAGAACUCCUUCAAAAUGCUGAGGAUGCUAGGGCAACCACGUGUAAAUUCCUCCUUGACUUCAGAAAACACAAAGAUCCCCCUGAAACACUCUUUGAUGAUGGAAUGGCCCUCUGUAAUGGACCAUGCCUUUGGAUCUUCAACAAUGAGCUUUUUUCAGAAGAAGAUUGGAGAAACAUUGUCAAAGUGGGAUCAGCGUCGAAGGAAAACAAAGUCGAUAUGAUUGGAAAGUUUGGGCUUGGAUUUAAUGCUGUUUACCAUGUGAGUGAUAUUCCCUCGAUUUUAAGUGGAAAAACCCUUCUCAUACUUGAUCCAAAUGUCACCCAUUUGGAAAAGCACAUACUCAGCAAAGGAAACCCUGGAAUUAAACUUGACCCAUUCCAGGAACGACUGUACAAAAGGUUUCCUGGACAGUUUAAAUCUUAUGAAGGAAUUUUUGAUUGUGAUCUGUCAGUGCAAAACGGCAAGAAAGCUUACAAUGGCACCUUGAUUAAAUUACCAUUUCGCACUCUGGAGGAAGCCAACAAGUCAGAGAUCAGUUCAAAGGUAUAUGAUGAAGAGCAAAUUAUGAGUUUUACAAAUCAUUUGACUGACAACUCACAAACACUCCUGCUAUUUCUGAAAAACAUCACAUCUCUGUCCCUUCAAAUUGUCCCUGAAAACGCUUCGACUCCUCCAUUGAAUGAUCAGAUUCAGACUCCUCUCAAAAUAUCCAGAGAAGUUAUGAAUUCAUUUCCUGUCUCGAAUGACACACUUCUCCAAGAGGUCGAGAACACCUUCAGAAAUGGUGAUAUCAAAUGCAACAUUAUUGAUUUCAAGAGAGCACACAUUGUUAAAAUAGUUCAAGAGCACUCAGAGAAAUCCCUCACCCAGUACUGGCUUUUGUACUCAUGUUAUGGGACAGAUGAUUCUUUUCAAAUGUUCCACAAAAAAAAUGAAGAAGAACAUGCCUUUUCAAUUCCAAUUGGAGGUAUAGCUGUACCUUUGAGAGGGGAGAGGCAGAGGGAGAGAGAGGCAAAAACUGAUGAAACUAACAUAUGGUCCCCUGAUGAAAAUCUCUUUGGCCAGGCUUUUUGCUUUCUUUCUCUUUCAAUUGAGACAGGUCUUCCAGUCCAUGUCAAUGGAUCAUUUGCAGUCGCAGAAAAUAGGAAAGGUCUAUGGGAAAAAGGAGUGAAGUCUGAGUGGAACAAAGCUUUACUGAAAGAUGCCGUAACCUCUGCCUACAUUACUACACUGCUUGAGCUGAAGAAAAUGGCCCAAAAUGGACAUAUCCAGAACUAUUCCUUCCAUACAUUCUGGCCUAACACACAGAAGGUAAGCAAAGCAUUUUUACCCAUGGUUGAGUCAUUCUACUCAGCAGUUGUGCAGAAUGCCAAUGGCAAAUCUCUGGAGCUUUUCAGCAAUGGACAAAAUUGGUGUUCAAUGGACAAUGUGAUAUUUCUGAAACAAAAAAUUGAUGAGAACCGAGUAAUUCGAGACAGUGUCAUGAAAGUGUUCUUGAGUUUAGGAGCUUCAUAUUCCAGUGUUGUUUCUCUCCCAUCAUGGGUAAGACAGAGUCUCAUCGAUUGUGGCUUCAAGCCAAUGAUCAAAAAGAGAACAAUCAACUGGCCUGAGUUUUACAACAUUGUUUUUAAGAACUUGAGUGCUGUGGAGACACACAGCAGAAAUACUCUUGUGCUGAAUGCCAUUGACUUGAAUGAUCCUGCUGUUGAUGACCUACUGAAAAGAUACCCUUGCAUUCCAACACAGAGAUGUAAAGAGCUUCAAUUAAUCAAGCAACUUGUGAAUCCUUCUGGCAAAGUGGCUUGUUUGUACGAACUUGAGGAAGGAUGCUUUCUUGAAGGAACAACAAAUGACUUUCUCUCACCAAAAAUGAUUCAACGACUUUCAGAUUUGGGAAUGCUGAGUGACCGCCUCCCUUUAGAGGACAUCAUAGAAAGAGCAGAGAAGAUAUCCAGUGUUUGGCAACAGGAUCAAUCUAAAUGCCAUAAACGUCUUCAGUGCCUGUUGGAGUCAAUGAAAGACUCCACAGAAGAUGUGAAUUCUCUGCACUGGCAAACACUGUCUCAAAUUCCAUUCCUUCCUGCCGUAGUUCCUUUAGUUCAGCAAAACAAGAAUGCAAAUGUUCUCAAAAAACCCUGUGAAGUUUACAGUGACAUUUGUCACAAUUUAGUAAGCAUGACAGAAUUCACAGUUGAUCAUUCAGCCCUUCAAAUACACAAUGAUGAUCCAGUUCUCCAAAAAUUAAGAGUCCUGACAAAUCCACCAGUUGAGACUGUGCUUCAGCAGCUGUUACAAGCACACCAACACUGCAAUGAAUUUGAAGAGAUGGAUCUCUUAAACAUUGCCCAGUCUUGCUAUGAAUAUCUCAAUAAUUACUUGUUGGAACAGAAAGAUCCAGAUCCCAUUAUUGGCCAUGCAAAAUCAUUUCCAUUCAUUUUCAUAGAGGAUCACUUAAAUGUGAGGUCACUUGUAAAUGUGAGUUUAGUGGCCAGAAGUAUAGAAUUUGAGGAGAAACCAUAUCUCUAUGUGCUUCCAGUCAUCUUCUCCAAAUUUGAGAGGCUCUGGGACUGCAUUGGUGUCAACAAACAAUUCACAAAAGAGCAAUUUGUUACUGCACUUGAGAAAAUGAAGGCUCAAUAUGGAUCUGAUGCUCUCUCCUUGUCAGAACUCCGUAAGUGUAUCGCAAUACUCACAAAUGGGCUUUACAAAAUCAAAGUUGAAAAGCCUACAAACUGUCUCAUACCUGAUGAGAGAGGUGUGUUGACAUCUUCUAAAGAGCUGAGAUUUAAUGACAGCCCAUGGAUGCCUAUUGCAGCUGGUGUCAAGCUCACCCAUGAUCUGAUACCUCGACCUGUGGCCUGUCAUUUUGGUGUAAUGACAACAAGACACCACACUCUGAAGAGUCAUUUAGUCAGUGGGUUUCCCUUUCAUGCUGAAGAAUUUGGACAAACUGAGAAAUUAACUGUCCGAAUAAAAAAUAUAAUUGAUGCAUAUCCAUCUAAAAAGGAUAUUCUGAAAGAGCUUAUUCAAAAUGCUGAUGAUGCACAGGCAACAGAAAUUCACUUUGUAUGGGACAAAAGAAAACAUAAGACAGAAAAGAUAUUUGGAAAGAGCUGGGAAUCGGUUCAAGGACCGGCUCUUUGUGUGUACAACAACAGAACAUUUUCUGAUGCUGAUCUGGAAGGUAUCCAGCAGCUGGGGGAAGGAGGAAAACAUGGCACUUUAGGGAGAACUGGAAAAUAUGGACUUGGCUUCAAUUCUGUGUAUCAUCUGACAGAUUGUCCAUCUAUCCUGACUGGUGACAAAUGGCUCUGCAUUUCUGAUCCAAAUCUAAAAUAUGUGGAAGAUGUAACAGAACAGUCCCCAGGCUGCAAGUUGUCAGUUGAUGAUGAAUUAAAAACAUAUUUUGAGGAUGUUUAUAAUACCUUUCUUCCAGAAAUGUUUGCACUCAAUUCUGGAACCAUGUUUAGGUUCCCUCUCAGGACAGAGGAAAUGGCGGGAACAUCUGAAAUAUCUGGACAUAAAUUCACAAACCGUGACAUGAAGGAACUUUACUGUGCCUUGACUGAAGACCCUGAAGUACUAAUUGUCUUUUUGAAGCACAUCACAAAAAUACAGCUCUGGGAGAUCAGUGAAGAUGAAAAACAACCAAAAAGUUGUUUCCUUAUUGAAAAGAAAUUCACAGAGAAGAACAUGGUAAGCAAGGAAAACUUUCACAGACAUGUUCGAGAAUCCCUCAUGUCAGGAACAGCAGAACCCUGCAAAACCAUCUAUGACAUGCAAAUCUCAUCUGGAAAUGAACAAAGUCAGUGGGUCAUUGCAGAGAGCUUUGGCUUCUCAAAACAAAACCAUGAGCAAAAAAACAAGCAAGAUCAUUUUAAAAUUCCUCAAGCUGCUCUGGCUGCAUGUUGGAAAAGCUCAUUUAAACACAAAUUUACUGGCAGGGUAUUUUGUUCUUUGCCUUUACCUGGACAAACUGGUUUACCAGUUCAUGUGAAUGCAAAUUUUGAAGUAGAUUCUUCUAGACGGGACUUGUGGAAAGAAGAUGGUGAUAGUCUGAAGACAGAGUGGAACCAGUCACUGAAAGUAAACAUCAUUUCACCACUCUAUGCUGACCUCCUGUUACAUCUGUGUUCAGUCAUGAAGAAGGAUACACCUACAGCUGCACGAUAUUUACAAAUCUGUGUAAGACAACAAGAUAAAUUUUACAGAUGUACUGGACACAAAAAACAUCCACUGGAUAUGGAAUAAAAGUGAGUUUAUUUGUUCAGUAGAUUUUAGCCUAUCCACCUGAAUUGUAUCUAAGCCCCUAUAUCAUGAAAGUGCCUAAAUAAUUUUUGCUAUAUGAAAACCAGCUAACAAAAUUUGGUGUGAAGAAAACACUGUCUGAUGAGGAGAUUGAAGACAUACUUCAUGACAUAAAACAAAGAAUUGACUGCAGGUGUCCCCCUUAAAACCUCAGUUCAUACAAGCAGAGCAAGAUUCCUUUGGUAUAGAACAGUGUGGGCAAUCUGAACCAAUUACUCAAAGAAUUAAAAACAUUCUUAAAGAAUAGGUCAAUGAAAUUUUAUUAUCAAAGAACUCCUACAAAAUGCUGAGGAUGCUAGGGCAACCACAUGUAAAUUCCUCUUAGAUCUCAGAAAACACAGAGAUCCCCCUGAAACCCUCUUUGAUGAUGGAAUGGCUCUAUGUAAUGGACCAUGCCUUUGGAUCUUUAACAACGAGCUUUUUUUUACAAGAAGAUUGGAGAAACAAAAAAAGUCAAGAUGAUUGGUAAAGUAAGUUUGGCCUUGGAUUUAAUGCUGUUUACCAUGUGAGUGAUAUUCCCUCGAUUUUAAGUGGAAAAAUCCUUCUCAUACUUGAUCCAAAUGUCACCCAUUUGGAAACGCACAUCAGCAAAGGAAACCCUGGAAUUAAACUUGACCCAUUCCAGGAACGACUGUACAAAAGGUUUCCUGGACAGUUUAAAUCUUAUGAAGGAAUUUUUGAUUGUGAUCUGUCAGUGCAAAACAGCAAGAAAGCUUACAAUGGCACCUUGAUUAAAUUACCAUUUCGCACUCUGGAGGAAGCCAACAAGUCAGAGAUCAGUUCAAAGGUAUAUGAUGAAGAGCGAAUUAGGAGUUUUACAAAUCAUUUGACUGACAACUCACAAACACUCCUGCUAUUUCUGAAAAACAUUACAUCACUGUCCCUUCAAAUUGUCCCUGAAAAUGCUUUGAUUCCUCCAUGGAAUAAUCAGAUUCAGACUCUUCUCAAAAUAUCCAGAGAAGUCAUUAAUUCAUUUCCUGUCUCGAACUUCUUCUCCAAGAGACAAGGUGAAAUUUCUGAAUCCAAAAAUUGAGAAGAACUGAGUAAUUCAAGACAUUGCCAAGUGUUCUUGAGCUUGGAAGCUUCAUAUUCCAGUGUUGUUUCUCUCCCAUCAUGGUUAAGACAAAGAUCAAUCAGAGAACAAUCAACUGGCCUAAGUUUUACAACAUUGUUUGGAAACACUUCAGAAUACUGUUCCAUCAAUAAUGAAUAACUACACAGGAACAAAUGAGUAAUGCAAUAUUAACACUCCAGUAACUACUAUAAACUAAUAAAAAACGUU
Megalobrama amblycephala (Wuchang bream) is the source of this 9709-nucleotide messenger RNA. Its product is annotated as sacsin-like. The coding region runs from base 49 to 8370 and encodes 2773 amino acids. Gene Ontology annotation, molecular function: Hsp70 protein binding. The record is from RefSeq and is a predicted model, not a curated record. NCBI's taxonomy places the organism in Eukaryota, Metazoa, Chordata, Actinopteri, Cypriniformes, Xenocyprididae. The transcript has 7 exons.